Molecule: messenger RNA, 3838 nt
Organism: Danio rerio (zebrafish)
Lineage: Eukaryota; Metazoa; Chordata; Actinopteri; Cypriniformes; Danionidae
Source: RefSeq, a predicted model, not a curated record
AACACAAGACAAUAGUUUUGUUUAAACAAUGUGGAUGCAAAUGCUUACUGUCUGGCAUGGUCAUGGAAUUCUCCACAGGGAUCUAUCGAUAUAAAUUAAUUUAACGAAUAGUGUAUCAAUAAUUAAAGUCGAACAUAAUUGGUUAAACCUGACAAGCGCAGAGAAAAGUAACAGACACCACGUUGCAACGCUGUCAAUUGCCAUUUGCCACUUUGGAGGUCUGGGAAAGAGGUUACACCUGAAAAAUUAACACUGGUAACUUUAGAAAUUGAGGUGAAAAUAUAUAGUAAAAUGUGAAAAAAUAACGUUUUUUUUCAGACCAAACCGGUCACUUAAAAAACUAUUAUUGCCCUUUAGCCGCAUAUUCUCCAUUUGUGUUUCUGUGGCGAUUCUCAGUGUGGUGUGUUUGUGUGAGAGUAGCGCCGACUGUCGGGAUGCAUCGAGCAAGUGGACGGACCGAAGGGCGCAGCGGAUGUUAUGGAGAGUAAUAUAUUUCCCGUAAAAGCUGACGAAGGGGAUUGAAGCGCCGUUAAACAACCAUGAAUGCACAGACUGAUUUCAGCUGAAGCAACAGGAUUUUCACUCCUAUAAAAAAAAUUCUUAAGAAUAUGGUUCAUCAUUGGCUUUCAUCUGCAUCUCUGCAUUAUCCUGCUGGAUCUUGUGUUUGUUUGCAAUUCUCAUCAGACACUUGAACAUUGGAACUGCAGAUGUGAAGGAGUCAUCGAAUGCGUAUGAUAGGAGACCAAAGACAAUCCGACCAGAAGCCACAGUCCUUGUGGUGUACGACUGGAUUGGGAACACUUUAAAAAUCUUGACUUGAAAGAUAUGGCAGAGCAUGGAGAGCUGCUAGCAGAAAUGGCAUCUAUUGGGCGUCUUUCAGCCACAGAGCGCCUGAAGCAGGCGCAGAAGAGACGGGCACAGCAGCUCAAAGGCUGGGCUCAGAUGGAGAAGGACAGUGCCCGUGGUCACAAGGCCGACCACAAGGGAGAUGGGGUGAAGAAAAGCAGAAGGGUGACCUUUAACUCCAAUGUGAUGCUGUUGGAGGCUGCUGCCAGGAAUGAUAUCGAGGAGGUAAGACAGUUGCUGAAUAAUGGAGUCAGUCCAGACCUUUUCAACGAGGAUGGGCUCACUGCUCUACAUCAGAGCUGCAUAGAUGAUUUUUUGGAGGUAGCACGCUGUCUUCUGGAUGCAGGUGCAAAUGUGAAUGCGUGUGACAGUGAGCUGUGGACCCCUUUACAUGCAGCGGCCACCUGUGGACAUACUGACCUUGUCCAGAUGCUGAUAGAAGCGGGUGCAGAUCUGUUGGCGGUGAAUGCAGAUGGAAACAUGCCAUAUGAUCUGUGUGAGGAUGAGGCUACGUUAGAGCUCAUCGAGAUGAUCAUGGCAGAGCAAGGGAUUACUCAGGAGAAAAUUGACGAAUGCCGUGGAGCCAAGGAGAGGGUGAUGCUCACUGACCUUCGAGAGAUGGUAACAAAUGGAGCUGAUCUGAAUGUGAAGGAUGAGCAGGGAGCAACUAUGUUGCAUGUAGCAGCUGCUAAUGGAUACAUGUCAGUCGGGGAGCUGUUGCUUGAGCACAGGUUGUCUCCUGAUGAGAGAGAUGCUGAUGGCUGGACACCACUCCAUGCUGCCGCCUGCUGGGGACAGAUCCAGAUGGUGGAGCUGCUGGUGGCUCAUGGUGCAAGUUUAAAUGCCAAGUCUGAGUUGGAUGAGACACCUCUGGAUGUGUGCACUGAUGAGGAGGUCCGGGCCAAAAUGAUGGAGUUGAAACAUAAACAUGAUGCCAUUAUGAAGGGUCAGGACAAACACAAGAACACAUUGCAGAGACGGGUGUCCAGCACUGGCAGCAGAGGAAAAGUAGUGAGGCGCAGCAGUGUGAAUGAGCGUAGCAGUCUCUACCGUAGAGAGCAUCAGAAGGAAGCCAAGGUGUGGCAGGAGAGAGGAAGACAAACAGAAGCCUUGGAUGAUGAUGAAGACAGACAAACAGAUGCAGAAUUAAACCUGCAUGCUUCACUGAUGUCCAGCUCUAAUGCCAUCGCUGUUCCUCCAUUAGACGUUGGCGAGGUGGAAAAUGGAGCCCAAGUUAUAGGGAACGGUAGCACAGGUUCAUUUUCAGGAGAACUCCAGAGCGGGGGGCUCAUGGAUCGCAGCGCCUCCUAUCAGCUCUCUCCAGGUUCAGCUUCUGCUGGCGGGGACAGCAUGAGCAGAGAGAGAUCUCACCACACACUCGCAGAUCUCAAACGACAGAGAGCUGCAGCUAAACUGAAUAAGCAUCCAGCACCACCUUUACCCUUGUCUGCAGGCACACAGGAUGAGCCUGUCCCUGAGGGGCCUCCAGGGACGCUGGAGCCCUCCGAAUCAGUACAACAGGUUGUAGCUCCUAAUGCUGUGUACUUUACCCAGGCUAGUGGAGAUCCACCUCUGCUGAAGCUCAAAGCACCAGAAGAGGAAACAACCAAUACAAAAGAGCCAUGCUGUGGACUCAUGUAGAAGCAGCAAAUGAACAGAUUUGGUUUCUUAUGAUUUUGCUGUUCUUUCUACAUUAACAGAAUGGAAAGUGUCUGGCAGGUACGUGGAAUUCAGUUUUAUAUCUUACACUUUGUCUGACUAUUGCACAUGAAUGUUUUUUCAACACUAAUAUAUUAUUACAUGUAUAUUUCAUAACACUAAGAAAUGUAUGAUGGACCAGACAGAUUUCUGACUGAAUAUCGCAAAUGUGAAGAAGUUAGAAGUUCCCGCAUUUGCAAAACUUUCAUGGAGUAAUUGCAAUGUUUUUGCAGUAUUUCACACUAUUAUGCUUGUAUUGUUUCUUUUAUUUAGUUGUUGUGGUCAUUUAAAGUUUCAUAGUAUUGGCAAUGUUCAAUACAUUGAGAAAAAAAAGACACUGAGCACUUUUGACCAAACUUUCUGCAAUUUUCUUAACUUUAACACACAUACACACAUAUACAGUAUAUAGAUUAAUGUGACAAAAAAAGCACAUUUGAGUUGCACUGAUCACUAUAAAACCACAUUUCAUGUAUUUUAAAGGCUGCGUCUAGAAAGUACCAUAGCACACUUGCUCUUGGGGUGUGGGCACACCUGGCACAUUUGGUUUGAUUAAAACAAGCUUAAUACAAAAUCGAGAGUUUCACCAAACAGACAGACUUGGGCCACUAGGAGAGUCCUGGUUAGCUUCCAAACAAACUAGUUCGGUUUGACUGAAAUGUCCACUUAGCAUCAACUUAAGAUCUGAAAAUGAAUCAGAAACAGGUUGUGAAGUCACAAUCACUUGAUUUAAUGCAGAAAAAACUGUUUAUCUUACAAAAAGGGGGAAUGGCAUAUCCUGGCAACCAUCUAUUAAACACAAGCGUGCUUGGUGGACAAAUAAGAAAGUCUUUGAAAUUAAGCUUAAAGGUUUGAUAUUAAUAGGUUCAAUCGUAUCUAAAAGAACAAUGUCAAUGCAUAGUGAGCUGGAUUAAAUGCAUAAUUUUCUUUUUUGGAACAAAUCAACUAAGAGAACCAAACUACAAGUGUGAACACAUUCUUAGUCUUCUUCAACACCUGGUUGAAUCAUUUCAUAUCUCUUUCAUCUGGCUUUGUCUUUUUGGUGUUUACCAUAAAAUAAAAUGCUGAAAGAUUGUUAUUUUAGUGAGUGCAAAUCAUUGUUUAUUUUAUAUUGCUUACCUUUCCUUAAAUGUUUAUAUCCCAGAUUAUGUCGUGGAUAAUAUUUUAAUUUAUUUAAAACAUGCAUAAAAUGUUGUCUCAAUGUAACUAAAUGUAUGUCGUAAAAGACACUUUACUGUACAUUGGAGUGCUUAUUGUAAUCUAAGAAAUAAAAUGGGAUUGUAUUUUACACCUUAAA